UUCGCAAUUGCCAGCGCCCAGCUCCUCUGCAACUUUCAUAUCGAUUUCACCACCACCGUCUCCGCCAUCGCCCUCACAACAUUCUGAGGGUCCUGAGCACACCUCCUACACCCCCUCACCCAUUCAGACGCCAAAAUGGUCAAGAAACGAGCUUCCAAUGGCCGCAACAAGAAGGGGAGAGGCCGAGUCAAGCCCGUGCGGUGUUCCAACUGCUCCCGCUGCGUUCCCAAAGAUAAAGCCAUCAAGAGAUUCACGAUCCGCAACAUGGUCGAGUCGGCAGCAAUCCGUGAUAUCUCCGAUGCGUCCGUCUUCGCCGACUACGCCGUCCCCAAGAUGUACUUGAAGCUCCAGUACUGCGUGUCGUGCGCCAUCCACGGCAAGAUCGUGCGCGUCCGGUCGCGCGAAGGCCGCCGAAACCGCGCCCCGCCCCCGCGAGUCCGCUACAACAAGGACGGCAAGAAGGUCAACCCCCAGCAGGCCGCUAAGACCGCGCAGGCUUAAGGGGAUUCUUUCCUGCGGAACUGUUAAUGCGCGCUGUGUGGGAUGAAUCUGGGGGGAGAAACGGGGGACGCUUGAUUCAACGGGGUGGUCUUCUCGUGAGGGCCGAGGGGAAAAGAACCAUGCAUCACGAAAAUACUUCGAGACGAGAUUCGAGAGGUUGCCUUGCGAAAAUUUCGAGCGCGAGGAGAUUGCCAUGUGCAUACGUUUCGUGGCUCUUCUCCCUAUGAUGACAAUGGCAAUGGCAAACGGCUACGGCUAGUAUCAAUGGGAAAUAUCUCCACUGGUAGACAGGUGCUCGGAGCCACGAAAAUGGCGGAAUGACAAACCCAAAGAACAGACCAAUGGAAAAGAAAAGCAUAAAUGAGCUCUGGUCAAUCCCCCCAAAAAGCAUUUUCUUUCGCAACAAAAAAAUACCCUUGGCUGGCCCUAUGCUGAACCUGAACAAAAUGCUAAAUGCUAGCAAUCGAUCUGAGACGCAGUCUGUCCCGUCCCUCCUCCCUUGGCCAAUAUGCAGCCAACGUGACUCUUGGUUCUGAGGUACACAACUGAGUCGUCCAUCCUUCCCACGACUUCCGAGUCAGCCA
Molecule: messenger RNA, 1085 nt
Organism: Cladophialophora immunda
Lineage: Eukaryota; Fungi; Ascomycota; Eurotiomycetes; Chaetothyriales; Herpotrichiellaceae
Product: 40S ribosomal protein S26E
Exons: 3
Coding region: 136-501 (121 amino acids)
Biological process (GO): translation
Cellular component (GO): ribosome; cytosolic small ribosomal subunit
Molecular function (GO): mRNA binding; structural constituent of ribosome
Source: RefSeq, a predicted model, not a curated record